Messenger RNA from Antechinus flavipes (yellow-footed antechinus), 841 nucleotides. RefSeq names its product crystallin gamma S (gene CRYGS). Gene Ontology annotation, biological process: visual perception; lens development in camera-type eye. Gene Ontology annotation, molecular function: structural constituent of eye lens. The transcript has 3 exons. NCBI's taxonomy places the organism in Eukaryota, Metazoa, Chordata, Mammalia, Dasyuromorphia, Dasyuridae. The record is from RefSeq and is a predicted model, not a curated record. Bases 1 to 753 code for a protein of 250 amino acids.
AUGGCAAAGUGUCCUCGAACUCAGAGCCAGGUCCCACUUAGACCCAUCCCGGCACUAGGCAAGUCAGCCCUGAGGGCCCCCGGAGGCCUAUUUGAACUCAGGUCUUCCUGGCUCCAAAUCCAGCUCUCUCCCCAGUGUUCUAUCUGGCUGCUUUUUAGGAAAAGGAAUUACUCUUUUGUGUUAUGGUUGAGUCAAGGCCUUCCCUUACUUGUUGGCCUGGUGGGCGUUGUGUUUCAGAUUACUUUCUAUGACGACAAGAACUUCCAAGGUCACCACUAUGACUGUGACAGUGACUGUGCUGAUUUCCACACCUAUCUGAGUUGCUGCAACUCCAUCCGAGUGGCCGGUGGGGCCUGGGUAGUUUAUGAAAGGCCUAAUUUUGCUGGGAACAUGUACAUCUUAACUCAGGGUGAAUACCCUGAUUACCAUCACUGGAAGGGGCUCAAUGACCGGCUUAGCUCCUGCAAGGUCAUCCAUCUGUCGAGUGGAGGUCAAUAUAAGCUCCAGAUCUUUGAGAGGGGAGACUUCAGUGGCCAGAUGUAUGAAACCACCGAGGACUGCCCUUCCGUCAUGGAACAGUUCCACAUCCGGGAGAUCCAGUCCUGUAAGGUCCUGGAUGGGGUCUGGGUCUUCUAUGAACAGCCCAACUAUCAUGGCCGGCAGUACUUCCUGGACAAGAAGGAGUACCGGAAGCCUGUGGACUGGGGCUCCCCAUGCUCUGCGGUUCAGUCAUUCCGCCGCAUCGUGGAGUGAGGGAGGGCGCCCGGGGGUUGGGAACGGAGGCUGGAUGCCGCGGCCCGGUGGGCAAAACCCCAACUGUAAAUAAAGCAAUGGAGAAGCA